AUGGCGGACAGCUUCAAGAAUGCCAUGAUCAACCGGGCGUUGGGCGACAUCAAGAACAACCUCCAAUUUCUCGUCGAAUCCAACGUCCUCACCACUGCGCAACACGAUGCGAUUGCUGCCCAGCUGCCCGUCUCAGCCGAGAACAAUAACCGCAUGCUUCCCGCCGCCGUACCGACUCAGCAACUCGCGCAGAUGAACAUCCAGAGCCAGCCCACGCCGCCACCAGAGAAGAAGGCGGCCAACAUUGGCUACUACGCCGACGCGCCUGCCAACGCGCCGCCGCCAGCCUACCCCUCUGUUCCCGCCGCCCCCGCAGGGCCCCCCGUUGUGUGCUACGCCUCAGCCAUGUACCAGUACAAUGCCCAGGACGCCGGCGACCUGGCCCUCAUGCCCAACGACAAGAUCGCCGUCACCGAGUACAUGAACAACGAGUGGUGGAAGGGCCGCAACGAGCGCACAGGCAUGGACGGCAUCUUCCCUGCCAGCUACGUGCGCAAGGAGGAAAAGAGCGUCAUGCCAGCUUACACGCCCGCUGCUCCUGCUCCCUCCAACUACGGCAACAUGCCCCUCGACGUUGCCUCUAGCGCCCAGGCCCCGUCCGCCGAGCCCAGCAAGGUCGAGACGCAGGGCAAGAAGUUUGGCAAGAAGCUGGGUAACGCGGCUAUCUUUGGUGCAGGUGCGACAAUUGGAAGCAAAAUCGUCAAUGGCAUCUUUUAA
This is a messenger RNA of Bipolaris sorokiniana ND90Pr, 717 nucleotides long. RefSeq lists its product as uncharacterized. Gene Ontology annotation, molecular function: protein binding. Gene Ontology annotation, cellular component: ESCRT-0 complex. The transcript has 2 exons. The record is from RefSeq and is a predicted model, not a curated record. The coding region runs from base 1 to 717 and encodes 238 amino acids. Gene Ontology annotation, biological process: protein transport to vacuole involved in ubiquitin-dependent protein catabolic process via the multivesicular body sorting pathway. NCBI's taxonomy places the organism in Eukaryota, Fungi, Ascomycota, Dothideomycetes, Pleosporales, Pleosporaceae.